Oncorhynchus nerka (sockeye salmon) is the source of this 3924-nucleotide messenger RNA. Its product is annotated as sterile alpha motif domain-containing protein 7-like. Gene Ontology annotation, biological process: negative regulation of DNA-templated transcription. Gene Ontology annotation, cellular component: nucleus. The transcript is spliced from 7 exons. Gene Ontology annotation, molecular function: chromatin binding; histone binding. Lineage: Eukaryota; Metazoa; Chordata; Actinopteri; Salmoniformes; Salmonidae. The coding region runs from base 430 to 1980 and encodes 516 amino acids. The record is from RefSeq and is a predicted model, not a curated record.
GCGCCUGGUCCGGCCGGUGCGUAGUUGGAUGAGGAGAUCACCCCAAUGUCAGGAAAUAGGGGAGGGGGGGUGCUUAACUCGGGAGAUAAAGCCAGGCUAAUAGAGUUGAGGCAAAGCGGUAUUUAACGUUUUUUUUGGGGUUAAGGCCGUUAGUUAGCCGUUAGCUGCUGACACAGAACAGGGGUGUGGCUGAUUGGCUGGUCACCACUUAUCAGAGGUGUCAAGCUAGGCUGCUAUACCAAGGCCCUGAGGAAUCCAUCAGCAUCAUAUUCUGUGAACUCCUGACCUGAAGAUACAGUGUAGCUUUAAGGUUUUUUAUUUCGUUUAACUUCUCGUUCUGUCUACUCCGUUGGGACAAGUCAGUCACAAGCUGUUCUCAUUGGCAGGAACUUGAAGAGAGGCAGUUUCCUAGAGAUCAGAGGUCAGGCCAUGACCCCGAGAGAGCAGCUGAGAAAGAUGUCAGCGAUGGGGGAGCAGGGGGCUCUGGAUGAGAAACACUGGUACCGCCUGGUCAAUGGCAUGUCUGCUGGAGAGCUACGUCAGCGGCAGGAGAUGAUGAUGAGAAACCAGAUGACCAUGACUCCUCAGAUCCUGGCCCAGGGACAGCAGAGGUUACAGGGGGUGCCCACCCAGUUUGAGCCCCGCUUCAUGGAAAGAGAGCUAGCUCCUCCCUCUGAGAUGGUAUCUUCUGAGGUCAGGCAGAUGCACAUGGGGGGUCACCUCGGUCCGCCCAUGCCCCCACACCCUGGUAUACCUGGCAGGGGCUUCCCUGGAGCUGGCUAUAGCUUCAUGCCCUCAGAGCCCAUGGAGACAGUUGCCCGGCGACAGGAGCUCAUCCACAAGCAGAACAUCGCCAGGAUGGAGAUGAAUGCCAUCCUCCAUCAGAAGGAGAUGGAGAACGCACAUCAGAAGGGUCUGAUGGGUAUGGAGGCACCCAUGAUGUACCAGUCCAAUGCCAUGGCGUUCCGAGGGCGCCAACGCCUCCCAGACGGCCACGACGUCUUCGUCCACCGCACCACCCUGGAGGAAAUGCAGGCCAACAGCCUCCUGAUGUCCUCCAGCCCCUAUCCACCAAUCAGCACGCUGCAGAGGGAGAGGAGCCGCAGGGUCGGUCGCAGGGCAACUAAUCACAAGAGCACAGAGAGCCACGCGUCGGGCCCGAAGGGCCAAUCGGAAGACAAGAGCGUGGAGCAGAGUCCCGGCGGUGCCUCGGGAGAGGAGAAAGAGGCGGAGGGGAAAAUGGACAUGGGAGGGGAGGCGGCCAGCAAACAACAUCAAACCAAAAUGGACGCACAGCUCUCGGCGGGCAGCAGGAAGAGCUACAAGGAGGAGGAGCAGGGCCUGCGCAAGGCCUGCAUAAACAGUCAAGAUGGCUGCCCUGACGUUACCAACUGCAACAGUGGCACCAGCGACAAAGACAUGCCUGGCCAAUGCUCUGCGUUCCAGUAUCCCUCCGCCAGUGGGCCUAUCCCAGGCAUGCCGUACAUGUUCCCUCAUGGGCACCCCAAUCUCUUUCUCAACGGAGAAGAUAUGUCCUCUAUCCAAGACCUCAGGAAGUGGACAGUGGACGACGUGUACAACUUCAUCAACAACAUACCCAGCUGCUCUGAAUAUGCUCAGACGUUCAAGGACCACGUGAUAGAUGGGGAAACGUUGCCGCUCCUGACAGAAGAACAUCUACUGGACACCAUGGGACUGAAGCUGGGCCCUGCACUCAAGAUACGAUCACAGGUGUCUCGACGGCUAGGCAGCAUGUUUUAUAUGAUGAACCUCCCGCUCGCCGCUGCCGCCGCUCUGCAGGCUGCCCCUGAGAAGGCAGGAGGAGGCCGAUCGUCAGAGAUCAGCUCCCCUGUUAACUGUAACAGUGUGGAGAUGAUGGGCAGCCCAUGCACCAGAGACCCAGAGGGCCUGAAACCAACCGACUCCCUCCCAGAGAUUGACAACCCCUCUCCCCCGUUGGCCAGCAGUGGAACUGCCUGAGGCAUCAGUGUGUGGGAGAAGAGUCGUCAGCCAGUGGCUCAGAUCCAAGUCGACCACUAGCCCCUACCACAUACAUAUAGACACAUACCCUCUAAGGACUUCAUGUAGAUUUUUAAGCAUUGGAUGGGUAUAAGUGAUAUAGUAACAGCUGCAUCUUGCCCUCUGAUUGGCUAGAUGGAAUUGUUGCUGUGUUGGAUACACCUGUCCAACUUUCAGAAGUGCACAGGGAGUAGGAAAUAGGGUUCGAUUAGGAAUUCAGCAAGCGUUUCAGCCCAAAGAGCUGCUUUUAAGCUGCUAACCAUUUCCGUCAGGCAAUGGUGUUCAGUUUUCUAGUGUGUGCCCUGCAGUGUUUAAACUGCUAGGUGUAUGAUGGCAUUUUUGUAUGUAUUUAGUUACAGUUGAAAUGUUUGGUACUGUUUUUCCACCAUGUUUCAGAUUCAAGAUGGAGGCAUUAAACCCCAAGCCGUUAGAAAUAUAGAUGGCUUGAUGAAGAAUGGGAAGAACACUGAAUAUACACAUGACCUCUGUGUUUGGGGAGAAAAUAAACUGUAUUAUGUAAAUAUUAAUGCAUUUAUUGUGUUUUUGUAGCAUAAUGCUUUCCAAUGAAUAUGUGUGAUAUUAUCAGUUUUAAUGAAUAUAAAUGAUUGAUUUUAACGUCACAAUGUAGCCUAUCAAAUCACAGUUUUUUAAAAUAAGUUUUCUAUGUUUUCUGGUUCAGUUUUGAAACAUUUGUAAUGUAGUAAUGUACACUGAACAUCAAUCAUAUAAAUAAUUUAUAUGUCGAUAGCUACACUUUAUCUGAAUUUGUACAGUUGGCACUCAUUCAGUUUAUCUGCAUUCAGGGGCGGACUGGGACCAGAAAUCGGCCCUGGCAUUUCUAAAACACAGGCCUAUUUUUUACCUUGAGGCCCCCCGAUUAUUAGCCAGAUAAUGAUCAAGUUAGACAGGCCCACUGGGCACUUUUUUUUAUCAGCCCAUCUGCCCGAAAUGCCAGAGGGCCAGUCCACCUGUGUACAUUAGAAUGAACACCCUUGACCCAUUAGAGCACAUUAGAAUGAACACACUUUGCCCAUUAGAGCACAUUAGAAUGAACACCCGUGACCCAUUAGAGCACAUUAGAAUGAACACACUUUGCCCAUUAGAGCACAUUAGAAUGAACACCCUUGACCCAUUAGAGCACAUUAGAAUGAACACCCUUGACCCAUUAGAGCACAUUAGAAUGAACACACUUUGCCCAUUAGAGCACAUUAGAAUGAACACCCUUGACCCAUUAGAGCACAUUAGAAUGAACACCCUUUACCCAUUAGAGCACAUUAGAAUGAACACCCUUGACCCAUUAGAGCACAUUAGAAUGAACACCCUUUGCCCAUUAGAGCACAUUAGAAUGAACACCCUUGGCCCAUUAGAGCACAUUAGAAUGAACACCCUUGGCCCAUUAGAGCACAUUAGAAUGAACACCCUUGGCCCAUUAGAGCACAUUAGAAUGAACACCCUUGGCCCAUUAGAGCACAUUAGAAUGAACACCCUUGGCCCAUUAGAGCACAUUAGAAUGAACACCCUUGGCCCAUUAGAGCACAUUAGAAUGAACACACUUUGACCCCGUCGUUUGAGAUACCGUGGUGGUAAAGGCUAUUUCAAAUUCAAAUCACAGUUUUUUAAAAUAAGUUUUCUAUGUUUUCUGGUUCAGUUUUGAAACAUUUGUAAUGUAGUAAUGUACACUGAACAUCAAUCAUAUAAAUAAUUUAUAUGUCGAUAGCUACACUUUAUCUGAAUUUGUACAGUUGGCACUCAUUCAGUUUAUCUGCAUUCAGGGGCGGACUGGGACCAGAAAUCGGCCCUGGCAUUUCUAAAACACAGGCCUAUUUUUUACCUUGAGGCCCCCCGAUUAUUAGCCAGAUAAUGAUCAAGUUAGACAGGCCCACUGGGCACUUUUUUUUAUCAGCC